Cannabis sativa is the source of this 2229-nucleotide messenger RNA. RefSeq lists its product as uncharacterized. The transcript has 6 exons. The coding region runs from base 1 to 2229 and encodes 742 amino acids. The record is from RefSeq and is a predicted model, not a curated record. NCBI's taxonomy places the organism in Eukaryota, Viridiplantae, Streptophyta, Magnoliopsida, Rosales, Cannabaceae.
AUGUGUAGUCAAAAGAAGCCCAAAUUCUUGUUUUUAUGUGAGACACUUUGUAAAAAAGAUUUGGUAGAGCGUUUGAGGGUCAAACUUGGGUUUGAAGGUAGUUUUUCAGUCGAUGCUUCCGGAAGGAAAGGCGGCUUGGCUCUAUUUUGGAAAAUUUAUGAAGAAGCUAAUCUACUCAGUUUUUCACCAAAUCAUAUUGAUGUUGAAGUUCGUAUAAGGGGCAUGUCGACAUGGCGCCUAACUGGCUUCUACGGUGAACCAAACAGAAGACAACGGGAUCAAACAUGGACUCUUCUUCGUUCAUUGCACAGCGAGUCGUCUCUCCCAUGGUGUAUCAUCGAUGAUUUUAAUAAUAUUUCAACCCACUCUGACAAGAGAGGCGGGCAUCUAUACCCAACUUCUCUUAUUGAUGGUUUCCAGUCGGUUAUUGAUGAUUGCAACCUUAUUGAUCUAGACCUUCGCGGCUAUCCUUUCACCUGGGAUCGUGGACGAGGUACAGGCCAUUGUGUAGAAAUUCGUCUCGAUAAAGCAAUUUUCUCUCUUAGUUGGUUAGACACUUUUACUGAAGCUACUCUCACCAACAUUGGUUUUUCUAAUUCCGAUCAUACUCCCAUCAUUUUACAACCUGAUUCCCAUCAUAGUACUAUCACUGCUCCUCAUUUUCGUUAUGAGAACGUGUGGGAUAAUUUGACAAAGUGGGGUUCGGAUCUCACUGGUAAUUUCAAGGGUCGUAUUUCUACCAAUAAAAAGAAAAUGGCACAACUGAAGCAGCACCACAAUUUUCCCUUGAAAGUUGAAUGCUCUGUAACCAAUGCUCAAAAUGAAGAACUUUUGAAACCAAUUGCCGAAGAAGAAAUCAAAACUGCCCUAUUCCAGAUGCAUCCAGACAAAGCACCUGGCCCUGAUGUGAGAGCAUAUUUGGUUAAGCUUGUUACUAAUUUCUUUGAUACCGGCUGUUUUCCGCGGGAGUUGAAUGAAACAAACUUGGUUUUGAUCCCUAAGAAGAAGAAUUUCACCUCCAUGGGUGAUCUACGACCAAUUGCUCUUUGUAAUGUUGCUUAUAAGGUGCUUUCAAAAGUUAUUGCUAACCUGAUGCAUUAUCUUAAGAGGAAGACGAAAGGCAAAAAAGAUUUUAUGGCUCUCAAGCUAGAUAUGAGCAAGGCCUAUGACCGUGUGGAGUGGGAUUAUCUUAGGUUCGUUAUGGCUUGUAUGAGUUUCGCCGAGAGGUGGAUUAAUCUAAUUAUGGCAUGUGUCUUUUCGUCAAUUAUACUGUUAUUCAUGGAAGCCAUACUAUGGGUCCUAUCAUUCCUUCGAGAGGUGGCUCAUGGGGCACCACCCAUCACUCAUAUGUUCUUUACAGACAAUAGCUAUUUGUUUUGUCAAUCAACUACUAGUGUUGCCGGCAAUGUCUCAAACUUGCUCAAUCAAUUUGAAACUACAUCUGGACAAAAGGUGAACUUUUCUAAGUCUACGGUGUUCUUCAGUCCUAAUACGUGUCUUGCAACCAGUGUCCAGAUUUUUGAUAUUCUCCAUAUGCCCGAAGCCUCUGACAGAAGCCUCUAUCUGGGACUUCCAAACAUUAUUAGGAGAAACAAAAAUGUUGUACUAGGAUUUCUGAAGACCAAGGUAAUUGCAAGAAUUAAUAGUUGGGAUGGAAGACUUCUUUCUCGUGCCGGCAAAGAAAUUCUCUUCAAAACUGUUGUUCAGUCGCUCCCCACAUAUGCUAUGAGUGUUUUCCUCCUUCCACUUGGUACAUGUAAUGAAAUUGAAAAACUUAUGGCCUGGUUUUGGUGGAAGUCAUCUUCUAGUAAAGGGAAAUGUAUUAUUUGGAGGUCUUGGGAUCGUAUGGCUGCUCAUAAAUACGAUGGUGGCAUGGGUUUUCGGCACUUGCAUGAUUUCAAUAUUCCCAUGCUCGCUAAACAAGGUUGGCGUCUACUUUGCAAUCUAGAUACUCUUGUUGGAAAAGUCUAUAAAGCUAGAUACUUUCCCCACUCUGAUUUCUUGUCAGUAGAACUAGGAAGUAACCCAAGCUUUGUUUGGAGAGGUAUUUGGACUACCCAAUAUCUACUCCAUUCGGGUGUCAGAAGAAUAAUCGAAUCAGGAGACACAGUAAGCAUAUUAAACCACCCGUGGCUACCUGUACAAGAUAACCCAUAUGUUUCAACAAUACACCCUGGUUUAAUGAACCAACAUGUUAGAUCCCUUUUUCAUGUGCAUAGCCGCUCUUAG